AUGGGCCCUUCUGGCCCCUCUGGGCCCCCUGGCAAGGAUGGAGAGCAGGGCCCUGUGGGCCCCCCAGGUCUGCCAGGAGAGAGAGGCCCGGUGGGGGAGCCGGGCUCUGUGCCCCACAUCGCCUUCUCGGCCGCCCUGAGCACGCAGCGCACGGAGCCGGGCACCGUGCCCUUCGACAGAGUGCUGCUCAACGACGGCGGAGCCUACGACCCCGAGACGGGGACCUUCACGGCGCCGGUGAGCGGGCGCUACCUGGUGAGCGCGGUGCUGACGGGGCACAAGGGCGAAAAGCUGGAGGCGGUGCUGUCGCGUUCCAACCAGGGCAUCGCGCGCCUGGACUCGGGGGGCUUCCAGCCCGAGGGCCUGGAGAACCAGCCCAUAGCCGAGCUGCAGCCCAGCCCUGGCUCACUGGGGGUCUUCAGCCUCAUCGUGCCGCUGGAGGCGGGCGAGACGCUGUGCGUCGAUCUGGUGGCGGGGCGGUUGGCCCACGCGCCCGACGAACCCCUCACCGUGUUCAGCGCUGCGCUGCUCUACGACACCCUGUGGGCCCCGGGAUGGGGAAAAGGAGGUGAAGGAGGAGGGUUUGGGGGAAGCGGGGCCGUGUCACGCAUGGGGGUUUAUGGUUUUGAGGACGGAGUGUGGAAACGGUUGCAGAGCUCGUGGGUGUGGGGCUGA
This is a messenger RNA of Meleagris gallopavo (turkey), 675 nucleotides long. NCBI's taxonomy places the organism in Eukaryota, Metazoa, Chordata, Aves, Galliformes, Phasianidae. The record is from RefSeq and is a predicted model, not a curated record.